AUGAGCGUUGGUAAAAGGAAGUUCACACAACACAUCAUACCCAACCCUCAAACCUUUAAAUGCAAAGAUGGUUCGUCGGUUGGAAACAAUGAGCUCGCUGAGCAGAUGUGGUGUUCAUCUAUUUCUAUGCCAAUUGACUACGAGGAAUAUGUUACAAAAAAUAAGGCACUCAUUGUUAAUGACCCAUACCGGGAAACCGUACUUUUUCCUCAAGACGAUUUGAAGGUGGUCAAAAUUCCUCAUGUUCAUCGAACAUUCAGCAAUGUUGUUCCCGAGGCUGCACUAAAACAUGAUUUAUUUACUUCAAAUUCAUUGGCACGCCAUGCAGUAUCAUUUUUUGCUACAACUGAAUGGAUCUAUAUUCAACAAAUAUCUUCCAUUUAUCGCGGGAAUUUUCUCUCGCUUCCGUUUAAGAAUGAUAUUGAUGAGUUAGGCGGAAAAUUAUCCCAAUAUUGGUUCUCAAUUGAUCAUUCAUUAUCCAAUAAAGAUAGUCCCGAUCAUAUUUUAGAUUCCGAUCAUCUAUCAACUAAUACUGGCUCAAAAAUAAAAUCAGCUACAGGAUUUCAAGUUCGUAGUCGUCGGUCAGCUAUAAGUGGCCUAAUGAGAACUGGUCAAAGUGUUUCUGAAACAGCUACUUCUAGUUCAGAUAGUCGAUUUGUAGGAAAUUUUCAAUCUAGAGAUAAUUUAAAAUUGGAGAGAAUCAACUCAGAUACCAGUUUAAUAAAACAUGGCAGUAAAUCAAAGGAUAUAGGACAGACUGAUGAAGAAUCAAUCAAUGAUAUUACUAAAAAUUUGAGUUUUAGUGGGAAACAGUUUGAAAAUGGAAAGUUUUCAUCUACUACUUAUUUAGAAUGUCAACUUAUGUUAUGUAAUCGUGAAAAAUAUCAAGAAUAUAUUCGUAUCCUAGAAGGAUUAUUAUCAUCUGGUAUAGAUAAACAUGUUAAUAAAACAAAAUCAUUAUUUAAAAAUUAUGGAACAAAAUAUUAUUGUUUAAGACAAAUACAAAUAGAAGAGUUGUGUGAUAAUGAUAGACAAAAAACUUCCUUGGAUACUAUUGGAAGAAUACGAAAUUUAUCCGUUGGCCUACAUGUUAUAGCACCAUGUGAUUGGCGUGCAUCAAAAGUGUAUUCAUCAUCUUAUGAAAAUGAGAAUAUUAUAUAUUUAGAUACCAUUGAAUCAGCACGUUCAAUUGGUGAUUAUUGGAUUCGUUUAGAAAGAUUAUUACCAUCUUCGUCAUCAUCAUCAUUGUCACCGGUGCCAUCAUCUUCACCGACAUCAAAUUCUAUUCAAUCAUCAUCUAUUAAACAAUCCAAUGAAUUAACAACACCCAAUAGUUCACUAUUAAAUGAUGAAAUAUUUAUUUAUUUCGAUCCUGAAAUGAGUGAUGUAUUGGAGAAACGACAACUAUGGUUGAAUGCAAUAGAAUUAGCUUUAAAAUUGGAACAUUAUAGACGACGUAUAGGUUAUCAUCAUCAUCAUCAUCAUCAUCAUCAUCAUCAAUCAAAUACACAUUUUCACGAGAAUUCAGACUCCACUAGAAGUAAUAAACUAGAUUUAUUUAACAAAUCUAACAAUACAGACUCAGUACGCAGUGCUUUACAACGGUAUGCUCAAGAAACAGAAUUGUUUGUAAUACGUCAACGUCAAAAAGAUCGAAUCAAAUUAAUCACAUUGUUCCCAGAAGUUCGAAUACAUCAACAUAAAAUGAAAAUGUCCUAUUCAUCACAUGAAAAUAAUAGUAAUGUAAUCAUUAACAAUUUGAAAGAUUCACCAUUUUCACCAUUUCCUGAACGUACAAUUGAAUUAUGUAAUCGACGAUAUUUAGCAACAUGUUUAUGUUUAUAUUCAAAAAUUCAAGCUAAUUUAGAAAUAUCAGGGAAUUCGUUAUCUUCCCAUUUAGAGAAUCCAGAACCAUAUUUUGUUACUAUUUUUCUUGUGGAUAUCAAUGAUGGACAUCGUGUGAGUGAAGAUUUCUAUUGGAAUCCUAAUUCAUUAAUUAUUGAUUCAAUGUUACCAAUAGAUCAAUAUAAAAAUUUACCAUGGUUUUCAUCGAAUAAUCAAUCUUCUGAAAUAAAUCAUGAUCAUCAUGAUCCUAAUCAUGAUCAUCAUCAUUCAAUAUUUAAUCAAUCGAAUAUUAUUUCAUCAUCUCAUCGAACAACACGUAGACAUGCACCACCACCACCACCACCAAACAAUAAUCUUAUGUCUCCAUAUGGAACACAAUGUUCUAUUCCAUUAGAUUGUUUAUAUAAGUGUCGUACAGCAUUAUUUUCAAUUCCAUCAUGUUGUCAUGUUAAUAAUUUGUAUAUAGUUGUACGAGUGGAUAAAGUUCUUAAUGGACCUAUCAAUAUAGUAACAGAUAAAUAUUUGAAAUAUACUAAUACUACUAAUCAUAAUGAUAAUAUUAAAACUGGUACAAGUAUACAAAAAUCAAUGGUGAAUUAUUGUCGUAAUAUUGGUCGUUAUCGUAUGCCAUUUGCAUGGGGUGCAAGACCUAUAAACAGUACAAAUCGUUUUAUUCAUCUAUUCAAAAUGGAUUCGAAUAAGAUCUCUGAACAAGGAUUAAUUCAAUCUGUACAAAUGUUAUCCCAUUUAUUCAUUGAUUAUAAUACAUAUCAUGAUCGGUAUACAGAUGUAACAAACAUUAUAACUACUACUCCUACUCCUACUACUAAUAAUACUAAUAAUAGUAGUAUCAAUGAAUGUAAUCAUUAUCAUUUACCAGAAUCUAUAAAUCAUAUGUUAAAACUAGACUCGAAUAAAUUAAAAUCAUCCAAAUUGAUUCAUAAUAAUUCUAUAUUAAAAGAUGCUACAGCUUAUUUAACAGAACAAGAUCAACUGUUUAUUGAAACAGUUGAACGUUCUCUUAAAACUCAAAUGUUACCUUUACGAUUUGAAUUUGUGAUGAGUGAACUUAUUGAUCAUACUAUUGAUCCUAAUGCAAAACCUUUAUCACGUGUUAUUGCUUCAAAUCUGGAAACAUACACACCGAAUGUGACAGCUAAUCAUUCUUAUAAUUUCUAUAUACCAUCAACACAUCCACCGCUUAUGUCAGAUGAAACUAUCCGUGAAGUUGAAAAUCUAUUUGAUGUUUAUUCAACUCUAUCAGGAACAACUUCUAAUGAUGAUUAUGGAAUUAAUAAUCCAGAUGAUUCUAAUACUUCUUCUCGUACUGGAAGUCUUCAAAGAGGUAAUUAUCGAAUAAAUCGAGAUUCUAUUCUAUCAAAUAAUAGUAUCAAUAAUAUAACUAAUUCAUCAUUUAUUCAUACAAAUGAUAAUAACACUUUUCUAAAUCAAUUCAAUUCAUUGGAUCCAUCUAUUAGUCCAUAUGAAUAUGAAAUAAUAAAUACACCAUAUUCAAUUAAUAAAUUAUUACCAUAUACUACAUUUUUUAAUACAUUAUAUGUAUGUCCAAAAUCAUUGAAUAUGUCAGGGAAACAUAAUUUUCCAAGGGCUCGAAAUUUAUCAUGUUUCAUUGAAUUACGAAGUAAUGAUAAUUUGGAUAAUUCCACUGCGUUAAAGGUGUUUUACACUCGUCCAAGUAUUCGUCAACCAAUAUUUGAUUCAUGGUUUAAUACUGCUGUAAUAUAUCAUGAUAAUUAUCCAAAUUUUAGUGAACAAGCUAAAAUCUGUUUACCAUUAAAUUUAACUACAAAACAUCAUUUACUAUUUCGUUUUUAUCAUGUAAGCUGUGAAACAGCUUCAACAAAUCUAAUAACUUCUAAAGAGAAAUCUAAUAGUGGUAAUAAUAAUAGUAAUAAUAAAAAACCUGUUGAAUCAAAUACAGGCUAUUCAUGGAUUCCAAUACUUGGAACAGAUGGAAAUUUAAAUGUUGGUACAUUUCAACUUCGUAUUGCAUCAACUAUUCAUCCGGGUUAUUUACAACAAUCAACUAUACAAAAUUUUCGUCAUUCAAACUCUACAAAUCAUAAUCAUGAUAGUAAUCCCAUUGAUUUCACUUGGAUUGAUAAUGGAAAAUAUUUAUUUAAAGUUAAUCUAAAAUCUUUAUCAUCUAUCUAUACAUAUGAUUCAAUCUUAUCAAAAUUUUUUCGUGUUUGUAGUGAUCUAUUACCACAAAUGUUCUAUUUAUCAUCUAUAAAAACAAAUUAUACAGAUAAACAAAAGCAAAAUCAUGUUACAUUUCGUGAUGAUACUGUUGUAAUACAAUCUAAUAAUCUUGAUCUAUCAUCGUCAUCAUCAUCAUCAUCAUCAUCUUCUUCUUCAAAACGUAUCAGUAUUACAGGUGGUAAUAUAUCUAGUAACAGUAUCCUACAUAAUACAACAUCAAUUCAUUUACAUUUAUGUAAUGCUAUGAAGGCAUUAUUAUUGAUUAGUCCAACUGCAUUAGUACAAUUUCUACCAGUGAUUCUUAAUCAAUUUAUGGAGAUUAUUAUUCUUAGUGCUGAAGCAAGUGCAAGAUGUUUUCAACAACAGCAGCAUCAUCAUCAGCCAAUAGCUCAACUAUCAGAUUUAAUCAACAAAGAUCUUAAUAAUACUACUGAUACUUCGGAAUAUUUGUGGUUUAGAAGUUUAAAAAAUAAUUAUAAUAAUAAUAUAAUUAGUACAAAUACAACAAAUUAUACUACUACUACUACUAUUACUAGUAGUAAUAAUAGUACACCAGAUGAUGUAUUGAAAACAGGUAUUAGUACAUUAGCUAUGCUUGUUUCUGAAUUGAAUGCACAAAUUCCAAAUGAUAAUAUUUAUUAUCCAAUCAAAUCAACAAAUGAUGCAGCUUAUUCGGAUAGUGUAAUUGAUUCAAACAUACCAAAUGGUGAACGUGUAAAGCACAAUUUAUUGAAAACUUAUGUAGAGUUUGUAUUCAAUCCUGAUCAUUUAUUAACAACAUGUAUCAAUCAUUAUUUAAAUGAGAAUCAACCAUUCAUUAAUCAUCCAAGAAAAAAAGAAGAAGAAGGAAUACAACUCAAUGAAUUAAUACAUCAUAAAAGAUUAAAUCUUUCACCUCCAUCAUCAUCAUCAUCAUCACCUCCACCAUCAUCAUCCUCGCCAUCACCGUCAGCAACAACAACAACAACAACAAGAUCUAAUCAAUUAUCCAUAUCACAAUCAAUAAUUAAUCAAUAUUUUCCUUUAUCCUCAUUACAUCAUUCUAUUAUUCGUGGUUUAAUUCUUAUUUUAUCUGAUAUUCAUUGUCCAACUAAUAUAUUAAUACAUUUAUUUAAUAAUAUUUGGUUAUUAUUAACAUUAAUUAUUAAAUCAAUGACACAAUAUUUAUGUAUUAGUAAGAAAAUAUGGGCUGAACGAUCUGGUGAAACACGUUUUUCAUCAUUAUUCUGUGAAGAUUUAACUGUAUUUAUUCAAUUAAUUGGAUCACGUUUAUUAUCUACAUCUUUUGGUACUAUAAAAACUACAUCUAUAACCUAUAAUCCAUCUAAUAAAAUUGAUGAAUUAGAUACUACCAUUUAUAAUCAAGUGAUUACAUCAUUUCAUAAUGGAUCAUUUACAAAAAUGGAAUCAUUCAAUUCUUUAACAAAUUCACAAAUAAAUAAAUCUAUAAAUCAAUCAUUAACACGAAAAACUUCACCACGUUCUGAUAGUGUCAAAUCUAAUCCACAUCAUACCAAUCAUAUCAAUAAUAAUAGUAAUAAUAAUAAUAAUGUUAUUAAUUUUAAUGGAAUUGAUGUCAUUUCAGCUAUUGGACAAUUUUUAUGUGAUUUAUUUAAUUUAAUGGAUAGAGGUUAUGUUUUUAAACGUGUUCGGGAUUUAUUCAUGUUCCUUGAAAUAUCACCAAGAAUGUCCGCUGAUAAAAUUGAUCAAUUGAAUGAAUUACGAUUUGAAUUAUUACGUUGUAUUUGUGAACAUGAACAUUUCAUUCCAUUGAAUUUGCCCAUGUUAAAUAUAUCCGAUGGUUUAACUGAACAAUAUUCUGUUAGCAGACUAUAUACUGUAAAUAUUGAGCAUAGUCAAGAUAUUGGUCUUGAAUUAACAUUAACAGAUCAAUUUUGUCAACAACAUUUUCCCAUUGGAAUAUUAUUGAAUCAAUUAAGUUGUUUAUUAUUUGGUUGUAUAAAUACUGGAAGUUGGGCAAUCCUUAAAUCAAUAUCAAGUCAACAUUAUAAACAACCUAUUACAAUAUUACGUAAUCUAUUAAUUAAACAUACAAUUGAUCCUCGUUAUUGUAAUUCUAAAAUAAUUCAAGCUAGAAUUUGUACAUUAUAUCUUCCAUUAAUUCGUCUAGUAUUAGAUCAUUGGGAUUCAUUUGGACCACCAGGUGGUGCUUUACAAACAGCUGUUAUUGCAGCUGCAGUACGUCGAGAUUAUGAAGAAUCUUUACAAUUAACUGAUGGUCAUAGUAAUUCUAGUACAUUGAAUACAACAUCACAUCGACAACAUUCUAUUGAUAAAUCAAAUAAAUUAAAUAAAUCUAAUAUAUCAAGUAAUAUAACAAAUCAUAUUCACAGUAUAUCACAUUAUCGACCACAAAGUAUGCUUAGUGAUUAUUCAUUAGAAACAAUUAAUAAUAAUAAUCAUUCACGGCAACAACAACAACAACAACAACAGAACACAAUGAAUUCUGAUAAUGGAUCAUAUGAUUCCUAUUUAUCUAUAACUAGUAGUAAUCAUUCAUUUUCACAAACUGGUAGUCAUGAUAGAAAAUCUUCUCUUUCAAGUGAUCAAAGUGAUAGUCAAUCAAUAAAUAGUGGUUCUGCAACUGGUGCUUCUACUACUAUGACUACUAAUACUGCUUAUUUAACUAAAGAUGGUAAAGUACAAAAGCAUAUAUUAGAUCAAAUUGCUGGAAUUAAUCAAGGUGGUGCUUUACAACGUGUACAAAGAAUACGUCAACAGGACAUUUCAUCUAUACCAUCACCAUCAACAACAAUUAUCACGUCGUCCAUUGAAUCUAAUGUACCAUCGAUAAUAUCUAAUCCAUGUCCACGUUCUCAUUCAAUUCAUUCUGUGGAUAGUGUACAAAGUGGAAAUUAUGUAUUAUCAAGUCAUACAAGUAGUAGUACAUUGACAUUAACUAGUCCUGAUGUAGAUAAUCAUAAUAAUAAAGAUCCUAUUAAUGGUUUAAAUGGAAGUAAUCAUAUUGAUGAGAAUGAUGACAUUCAUAAUUUAACAAAUGAUUACAAGAAUAAUGAAAUCAAACAGAAUCACAAUGAACUAAAUAAUGAACAAGAUUGGGCAAAACAAGUUCUUACAUUAGCUGGUAUUUAUACAGAUCGUAUUAAUAAUGUAAAUUCAAUGAGUUCACAAUCUGUUAUAUCAAAUCCUUCUCAUGGAAUUCCAUUAGAAAUGAAUGUAUCAGAGAUGGAAAAUACCGACAGUAUUCAUCAACCAUCUCAUGAUCAUCAUCAUCAUACUAUACGUAAUAAUCUUCAAAGAAUAUUUAUGCCUGAAUUAUUAUUAUUAUCAUCAACUAAUCAACUUAUUAUACGUCCACAUAUUCAUCGUCGUCCAUAUGAAUUAAAUAAUAUAGAUGGACCACGUCGUUUAACAGAUCAUUGUCAACGUGAUUUAUAUAUAUGUAUAUUACAUAUUAUGUCAACUAUAACAAUAGUACAUUUAAAAUGUUUAUUUCAUAGUUUUACUAUACAAGAUAGAUUACAUUUUUUAAAUUUAUUAAAAUUUUCUAUACAACAUCUACGUUAUCGUGGUAAACAUUGCAUUCAACAAUAUGAACACAUAAGUCACAGUAGUGUUGGACGAACUGGUGGUACUGGUCAUCUUCUUCAUAUUAGCAAUGCACUAGCUAGUAAUGCUGCUUCUCGUAAAAAGAGUAAACAUUUACAAAGUGAUCUGUUAACUAAAAAUGUUAAUGAAUUAACCCCUGAAGAAGGACAUGAUAAUAUACCAAAAAUGAAAGUUUUAUUAAAAGCAAAUUUGGCAACUGAAUCAAGUUUGAUUAUCUUAGAUUUGUUAAGUACAUUUACAACAGUUUUUAAAUCAGAAUUGAAUACAUGUAAACCAAAUGAUCCAGUAUUUUGUUCAUUAAUUGAAACUUAUAUUUGUAUUUUAUCAAAUAAUCCAUCGGAUUAUGUAAUACGUCAUACAUUCUCUGCAUUACGUGUAUUUAUUCAUCAAAAUUCACAGACACUUUUCUCUGAAUCAACCAAUAUUCUAAGUAUGCUUUGUUUAGCUGGUUUAAGAUGUUCUAAUCAAUGUUUUCUUUCAUUAUCAUCGGUUAUCUCUUCUUCAUCAUUAUCAGUUUCAUCAAUAUCAUCGCCGCCACCACCACCACCACCACCACCACCACCGACACCGCCACCACCAAUAACAACAACCACCUCAUGUCUUGUCACUAAUUCAACAGAUUCCAAUACCAAUAUUUCAAUGGAUAAAAGUUCACAAAUAUCAUUUGAUACAACAGCAUAUAUUAAAUAUAAACAUCCAGUAUUACCUAAAUUGAAAAAUAUUGAAAUUAAUGAUACAAAUCAGUUAAUAUCAAAUACUAACCAUUUUAAUCAUAGUAAUGAUUAUGAUAAUAAUAAUAAUAAUAAUAAUAAUAGUAAUAUGAAUAAUCAAUCAUUAAUAAGUAGACUUUGUCUAGAUGCAUGCGGUUUCUUAUAUCGUUUAUGGAAGUGUAGUUUUGAAACAUAUCAACAAGUUGGAUUUCAUCGUGUACAUUUACAGACAAUUAUUGCUAUAUCAAAACUUGUAAGUGAACUAAGUCCUGGUUUUGAAGCAAGUUUAAGUCUUUUGCAUAGUUUAGCUCAAACUGAUAUGCAAAGAAUUUCAGAAUCAAUGUCGACAAUGUCAAUAACUACAACAGGAACAACAACAUCGUCAUCAUCAUCAAAUGCAUCUGGGAAAUUGUUUUGGACUGAUUCAAAUAUUCGUUUAUUCUUAGAUGAUAUUGACGAUUUAAUUCAUCGUAUAUUAACUGUAUUAACUGCUACUGCUGAAAUGCGUCGACAUUGUGAUGAUCCUGAACGUAUAGUUGACUUACAAUAUGCAUUAGCUAAAUCAUACAGUAGUAAUCCAGCAUUAAGACGGACAUGGUUAGAAGAAUUAGUUAAAUUACAUAUGAAUUCAAGAAGUUACACAGAAUUAGCUAUGACUAAAUUACAUAUUGCUGCAUUAAUGGCGGAAUAUUUAAAAUGUAAAGGUAUUUUAGAUUGUGAAUUUCCUCAAGGAUGUAAUGCAUUUAAAACAAUUUCAUCAAAUAUUGAUAUAGAAGAAAAUGGAUUAAAAACAAAUUCUACAAUAUUAGAAAUUUCUUAUACACAAGAGAAUUUAUUAACCGAUUUAAAUGAAGCUGCAUUAGCUUUAGAAUCAGCUGGAUUAUAUGAAUGUAUUCAACCAGUAUAUAAUUUAAUUAUACCAGUAUAUGAAUCUAAAUGUCAAUAUAAUAAUUUAGCUCAAAUUUAUCAUCAUAUUGGUCGAACUUAUGAAGCAAUCAAUCGAAUUGAAUCUUAUGGACAUCGAUUAUUUGCAGCAUAUUAUCGUGUUACAUUUCAUGGUCAAUUAUUUGAAUCAAUGGCUGGUAAAUCAUUUAUUUAUCGUUCAAAUCCAUGUCAAAAAUUAAAUGAAAAAUGUAAUGAAUUAUUACAAUUAUAUCGUCAUAAAUAUGGUGAACAAUCCAUUGAAUUAAUAACAGAUAAUUUUAUUAAUCGAUCAAUAUUAGAUCCAAUGAAAGCAUAUGUUCAAAUUACUUAUGUUGAACCAUAUAAAGAAAUAAAAGAAUCUGAUAAAAAACCAUUAAAAUCUUAUGAAAAACAUCAUGAUAUAAGACAAUUUAUGUUUGAAUCACCAUUUCUAAGACAAUCAGGUUUAUCUACAGAAGAAUGUCUAUUAGCAUCAGGUCCAAAACAAAGUGACGAUUUAACUAUUCAAUGGAAACGUCGUACAAUAUUAACUACUGAAGCAACAUUUCCACAUAUACGUCGUCGACUUGAAAUUAUACAAGUAACAGAGAUUGAUUUCACUCCAAUUGAUUCAGCAAUAGAUGCUAUUCAAUGUAAAAAUCAAGAAUUAAUGAACCAUGUAAUAACUCUAUGUAAUAAUCUAUCCAUUUGUCAUCAUUCAGCUAAUCCAACAUUGAAUGAAGAUAAACAUGUCUCUAUCAAUAGGAUUAGUUUACAUUCACCUAUUCUAAUAACAAAUCCUUCUUCAAAUAUUCCGAAUCUCAUAACAACAACAACAAGAACAACAACCACUACUACUACUACUACUACCAAUCAUACUACUAAUACUAUAAAUAAUAGUAGUAUUAAUGAAAAUAAUUCAAAAAUAUCUUCUUAUAAAAUACCAUUAUUAAUGGAUAUGCAAUUACAAGGUGCAUUAUUACCUACAGUGAAUGCUGGUCCAAUGGCUUAUGCUCAAGCAUUUUUAAAAGUGGAAAAUCAAUCAUUAUAUCCUAUCAAUAAAGUGAAUCGAUUGAAAGAGUUAUUUUUUGAUUUCUUAUCAACAUGUCUGGUACUUCUUACUUAUUAUUAUAAUCUAAUGUCCAAUGUACAUGAAGCAAAAUAUCGUGCUAUGCGUGAUGCAUUAGAUCGUUAUCGAGUUGAUUUAAGUAAUUUAUUAAAAGAAGAAAUUAUUAUUAAUGAAAAAGAAUUAAGAAUUGGACCGAAAUCAUCAUCAUCCUCCUCCUGUUCAUCAUCCUCUUCAUCGUCGUCGUCAUCAUCAUCAUCAACAACAACAACAACAACAACAACAACGUUGUCUUCCUCUUCAAUGAAUCAAAUUCAUUGAAUGAACAUCCAUUUUAAAUUAGUAACUUAUGAUAAACUCUAUUACUUUUUCUUUCUUCUCGUCAUCUCUCUUUCAUGUUUAUCAUAUGAAUAGUAUAUUUGUAUAUAUAAUCAUGGAGUCAUUGUUCCAUUAGCAUUUUCUACAGGAUAAGGUUACCAAUCCACAUGCCAUCCUCCUCCUCCUCCUCAAUAACCUUUCUUCUUUUAAUCGAAAUUUGGAAUCGAUAAUAAUUUGAGGAGAAGAAGAAGAACUACAGAUGUACUGACAUUGUAUUCAUCAAUCAUCUGUAUUACAUUCUUAUCAAUAUAAAUUGAAUAGAAAAAAAAAAAGUAAACAUUCCAAUUAUUAUUCACAUAUCGUUGUAGUAUGUGUUUACACACAGAUGAGAUAUACUACUACUGAUAUCUAUCAAUAUAUAUAAAAAAGUAGUAUAUAAUACCAAAUAGAAAUGAACAGACAGCUUGUUUCAUUUUGGAUAUUAUGUUGUUUUUGACGAUAUAAAUGAUAGAAGAAGUCCUUCCUUUUUUUUUAUUUGUUUUUUUUUUUGAAUGCUAUACUGAAUAACUCUAUUGUUUUUGGAAGGCAAAUUAUAUAUUAUGUAACUUGGAUUAAAUGUAUUUAUCAUUAUUGAUUAUAGAUGAUGAGUAUUGAUUAAAAUGCAUUUCUAUGUCAGUUCUAUUUGAUCCCUUCUUUCUUCUUAUGAUUAUGAUCAAUGAUAAUAUUGUACACUAUUUAUUUUCUAUUUCAAAUUGAUAAUUAUUUUGUAAAAUAAUGACAUAAUAUAGUAAUGAUUAUACUCUGUA
Messenger RNA from Schistosoma spindalis, 11462 nucleotides. Lineage: Eukaryota; Metazoa; Platyhelminthes; Trematoda; Strigeidida; Schistosomatidae. The record is from the annotation of a GenBank genome assembly.